Anastrepha obliqua is the source of this 2200-nucleotide messenger RNA. It is a transcript of the gene HmgZ, whose product is annotated as high mobility group protein Z. The coding region runs from base 591 to 929 and encodes 112 amino acids. The record is from RefSeq and is a predicted model, not a curated record. NCBI's taxonomy places the organism in Eukaryota, Metazoa, Arthropoda, Insecta, Diptera, Tephritidae. Gene Ontology annotation, molecular function: transcription cis-regulatory region binding. The transcript is spliced from 3 exons.
UCAUUGUACGACAACGGCGAAGGCAGCAGGGCAACAGCCAGAGUAGCAAUAGCCGCAGUAGCAGCAGUGUAUAAAAUUUUCUUCUGCGUUCAUACAAGCCAACCAAAGCCAAAGCAAAGCAAACCAAGCCAAAGUAUUUUGUAUUUCAUACUGCGUUACUGCUUCGUUCUAUGUGACUCUACUGAACGACUCAGCUAACAAGCAAGCCAGCCAUACAGCGCCAUAUAGCGAUAAUAGCGUCGAAGUAGCAACGUACGCCAGUCAGCCAACCAACCGACCAACCACUGUGGCCAGCAUAUACUCUGUGCUCAAGUGUAUUUCAUACUACUGCUGUAUUACUGCCGCUGCUGCUGCUUCUUCUACUUCUGCUUCUGCUUCGAUUUCAUAUAGCCUGUACAAGACAGUGCAAAAGUCUCCUAAGCCACCGUGGGCACACAGUACAUUUUGUAGUUUUGAUCUCAACGCUGGGUGAACACACGCAGUGCUUCAAUUGAAAAUUAUACAAUAUUAGCUGAGCUAAUAAAGCGGUUUGGAAAAAUUACAUAUUCAAAUUUAAUAUCAAUUUAAAUCAAUCCCAAAAAAUAUCAAAUAUGGCCGGUGAACGUCCAAAGCGUCCUCUGUCUGCUUACAUGCUGUGGCUCAAUGAGAAUCGUGAGCAGAUCAAGAAAGACAAUCCCGGCAGUAAAGUCACAGACAUCGCCAAGCGUGGUGGCGAGUUAUGGCGUGCAAUGAAGGACAAAUCUGAAUGGGAACAAAAGGCCAUUAAAAUGAAGGAAGAGUACAACAAGGCCGUCAAAGAAUACGAGGCCAAUGGUGGUACAGACACUGGCGCUGCCAAGAAGCGGAAAGGCAAGCCCGCCGCGAAGCCUAUUAAGAAGACAAAGAAGAAAGAUACAUCCGACGAGGAAGAAGAAGAGGAGAGUGACUAAGCAAUGGACCGUUAAGUGAUUAGCGCGCGAGGUGGGGUGACGAAAACUUAACCAAUAAGUUUUAAAUAUUUUAUUAAAGUAAUUUUAAGUGGCAUAUACAAAAUGUAUGUAUAUUUACGGAUGACACUGAUGCGAAACUUUAUAUAUACAUACAUGCAAAUGUAUGCACUCUACAAAACAAAACAAAACAAAUCAAUACAAACAAAAAACAAUUAUUACUUAAAAUAAAAUAGCCGUAAAAAGUAAAUAAAUAAUAUAAAAUUUCCAGAUUUAAAACGUUACAAAUACUACCACAUAAGAGGAAAACAAAUAGAAAAACAUUUUUUUUUUUUCAAAAUGUGUUCCUUUCAAACAGAAUUAAUUUUCUUAUGUUCGUUUAUAAAUUUUCCUAAGUAUGAUUUCCUAUACUUUUAGAAUGGUAUUUUUUAUCUUAUAUUGUAAAAUAUAAAUUAAUUAUGUAUUGGAUAUUCAUGCGAUUUUUCUUGCAUGUGUAUAGUGAAAGUUGACAUGUUUAUAUUUGAAAAAUAUAAAUUUCCCUCUACCCUGCUAAGUACUAUUUUCUCCCUUUUUCCUUUCUUUAAACUUUUAUAAUCUAGUUAUAUUUAAAACAAAAAUCCUACUUUAUUUUUCUUCUCACCGCAUUUUAUUGUAAGUUCGUUUUUAGUUAUGUUUUGUAAAUUUACUUGAUGUAAUGCGAAACUGAUAGAACCAGUAAUAAAAUAAAAACAAACAAAAAAAUAAAAAAAAAUUAAUAAAAAUAUAAUUGAAAAUAUUUAACCAAUUGUGUAUUUACAUAAAAGAACGGAAAGAAAAAAUUCAGGCAACAUAUACAUUAAAAAAUUUAGUGUAUUUGUACAUGUGAAAGGGAAAAUGCUGCAAAAAAUGCAAACAAAAAACAAACUAUACAUACAAAUUGCAACAAAAAAUGAACAUUUAAGGUGUAGGCAAGUUUUUAGUAAAAGCAAACACAUUUUCAUAUUUGUCUUUUUGCAAAUUUUGUUGCAAAUUAUCCAUAUAAAACAUUUAAUACACUGAAAACAAACAUAAUAAAAACAGCAUUGUAAGAACAUUUUAAAUAAAAAGUUCAUAAUUAAAAAAUAUUAAUGUUUAAGCAACGAUGCAAGAAAUAAAAUAAAGAAUGAACAUAAAAACCAAAAGCAGAGCAAAAAUAGUAGUUCAUGAACUUACAAUAUUUAAUGUAAAUGUAGAUUUGAGCCAGAAAUAAAAGAAAACUAAAAUAAAUAUUUAAAAUAUAUUAAUUCUCAAAUAUU